Messenger RNA from Ilex paraguariensis (yerba mate), 360 nucleotides. Lineage: Eukaryota; Viridiplantae; Streptophyta; Magnoliopsida; Aquifoliales; Aquifoliaceae. The record is from the annotation of a GenBank genome assembly.
AUGCAGACAAAGGUACCAAGCAAACUCUCUGCCUUGUUCUCUGGAACCCAAGAUAAAUGUUCUGCUUGCAAAAAAACUCUAUACCCUCUUGAAAAGGUGACAAUGGAGGAAGAAUCAUACCACAAGACAUGCUUCAAGUGUGCUCAUGGAGGUUGUCCCCUCACACAUUCAUCAUAUGCUGCUCUCGAUGGAAUUCUCUAUUGCAAGCACCAUUUUGCUCAGCUCUUCAUGGAGAAAGGGAACUACCAGCAUGUCCUCAAGGCUGCCACUCAUAAAAAAAGUGCAGUGAAGCCUAUUGAACCAGAGGCAGCAGAGUCAGAACCCGAGCCUGAACUCGAACCCGAACACGAACAUGACUAA